AUCCCAAACUCAAAGAUCAUUGUUCGCACUCUCACCACUCCAUCCACUUCUCAUCGAACGAGGUACUCAAUCGGUGCCAGCGGCCGAAGAACCACCAUUUUAAUGCCCUCUCCAUCUUUCACCGGGACCAAUCCUUCCACCAACACAACCACUGACCUUUCGCACCAAUUGCAAGGCGUCACCCUAGGCAACAACAACAACAAUCCCCUCUCCGAAGUCAACUCCAACUUCAAUGAGAAUGAGAAUGAGAACGAGAACGAUACCCCCACCACAUACACAUACACCGAAAGACCAACCCAGCAAUGGGAUCCCACAAUCGACGCCAUCUGCAGCGUAAUACGCACCGCCUUCCCCUCCAGCCCGCACAACCCCGUCACCACCACCACCACCACCCGCCCCGACUUCCAGUCCUACUGGCACGGCGUGUUCACACAACUCAUAUCCACCGUCGCCGCGGACGCAACCAUCCCUCAACACCUAACCUCCCCGCCGGUGAAAGACUUCGAGAUCAAGGUCUUUGACAGGGGCCACGUCGGUGGGUGUCCGUGCUGUCUCCCGGACGUGGAAGCCAACAUCCUCUUAGAGAACGAGGAUGGGGUGACAAAGGUUGAUUUUGUGAGGGGGGUGAGGGAUUAUUUGUUUGCGGGGGAUACUACUAGUAGUACUAGUAGUAAUACUGUGCCGUUGGUGAAUACGGAGGAUGUGGAGAUAGAGAUGGAGACGGCGCUUGUGUAUAGCGCGCAGUGGAUGAAUCCGUUUCUGAAUCAUCGGGGCGUGCCGGAGGUGUUUUUGUAUUGUUGUUCGGCGGGGCGGAUGGAGGAGAUUUUGAAGGAGGAAGAGGAGGAGGAACGAGAUGGGGAGAAGAAGAUGGAGGAUGAGAUGCCGAAGGGCAGGCCGAGGACUAGGAGAGCUUGAGGACAGGGGUAGAAGAUACGGAAAGAUACUGUAACUCACCUUGGAUGCUGAUUCUCUCCUCUUUACUAUUAGUAGGUUGGUAGUAUUGACCUACCUUCGAGAAGAAUGGCACGGAAAUAGUGCGAAGGUUCCGAGUUUUCCACGUCAUCCCAUUUUCUUUCAACUUGGUUCCUGAAUAAA
This is a messenger RNA of Chaetomium strumarium, 1095 nucleotides long. RefSeq lists its product as uncharacterized. The record is from RefSeq and is a predicted model, not a curated record. The transcript has a single exon. NCBI's taxonomy places the organism in Eukaryota, Fungi, Ascomycota, Sordariomycetes, Sordariales, Chaetomiaceae. The coding region runs from base 103 to 915 and encodes 270 amino acids.